This is a messenger RNA of Cololabis saira (Pacific saury), 1367 nucleotides long. Its product is annotated as calcium-binding protein 8-like. The transcript is spliced from 6 exons. The record is from RefSeq and is a predicted model, not a curated record. Bases 106 to 990 code for a protein of 294 amino acids. Gene Ontology annotation, molecular function: calcium ion binding. Lineage: Eukaryota; Metazoa; Chordata; Actinopteri; Beloniformes; Belonidae.
UCCAGCUCCGGGACCAGAACCGAUGCUGCUGCUCUGGGACCAGCCCGAACCGCGCACGCAGUCGGGCUCCCAGGGCUCCCAGGUCUCCCAGGUCCGCGGACACUGAUGGAGGAGGAGGUGGCGGAGCCGGAGCCCCAGGCUCCGGACCCCCGGGAGCCGGAGCCCCCCGGCCGGGGCGCGCUCCGGCACCCGGGGACGCGCUCGGAGGUGAACGGGGACCUGCCGGGGAACCCGUACCUGCGGGACGGGGAGGAGCCGGACAGCCCGGCCCGGGAGCCCGCGGUCCUGCAGGACCCUGCACAGGGAGAGCACGGCCGCCAGUGUGGGGAGAAGAUGCCGUUCCACCACGUGACGGCGGGUCUGCUCUACAAGGGGGACUACCUGAGCCGCUCGCUGUCCGAGAGCGACAGCGACGUCCUGGCCAGUAUCUCCGUUGAGGAGCUUGACGAGAUCCGGGAGGCGUUUAAGGUGCUGGAUCACGAUGGAAAUGGGUUCAUUUCCAAACAGGAACUGGGAAUGGCCAUGCGGUCUCUGGGGUACAUGCCCAGUGAAGUGGAGCUGGCCAUCAUCAUGCAGCGACUAGACAUGGACGGUGACGGGCAGGUUGAUUUUGAUGAGUUCAUGACGAUUCUUGGUCCUAAGCUGCUCUCGUCUGAAACAAGAGAAGGCUUUCUGGGCAGCACGAUAGACAGCAUCUUCUGGCAGUUCGACAUGCAGAGGAUCACCCUGGAGGAGCUGAAGCACAUCCUGUUCUACGCCUUCCGCGACCACCUCACCAUGAAGGACAUCGAGAACAUCAUCAUCAACGAGGAGGAGAGCCUGAAGGAGAACUCGGGGAACUGCCAGACAGAGUUCGAGGGAGUUCACCCCUCCAAGAAGAACCGGCAGACCUGCGUGAGGAAGAGCCUGAUCUGCGCCUUCGCCAUGGCGUUCAUCAUCAGCGUCAUGCUCAUCGCCGCCAACCAGAUGCUGAGGAACGGCAUGGAGUAGCGGCGGCUACCUGCGGGGGGGGCGGCCUGCAUGUGCAUGCCGGUGGGGGAACUCACGUCCCCCGUUCACGGGAACUACGAGGGAACUGCUCAUCAACACACUCUGAUUAUGAAACUCUGUUUUCCCAACGAGGCUCACAUCUGUCCGGUUGAAACCACGAAGCCAGCACGGGGAGUCGUACAGGCAGUACUCGAGUUGAGGGGGAUGAGGGGGAUGGCAUCCCCCCUGAAAUAAAAACGGUCCAAAUCACCCUCCCUUUCCAUCCCUUAUGUCAUUUCAUCAAUGAAUGUGGUUUUACUGCUAUUUCAACAUUUAGAGUCAUCACCAGAAAAAUAACUUAUAUGACAAUUUUCACCUGUUUCAAGUAAAUUUUCACU